Molecule: messenger RNA, 2270 nt
Organism: Vanessa tameamea
Lineage: Eukaryota; Metazoa; Arthropoda; Insecta; Lepidoptera; Nymphalidae
Product: zinc finger protein 239-like
Exons: 6
Coding region: 175-1902 (575 amino acids)
Biological process (GO): regulation of transcription by RNA polymerase II
Cellular component (GO): nucleus
Molecular function (GO): DNA-binding transcription factor activity, RNA polymerase II-specific
Source: RefSeq, a predicted model, not a curated record
AUGAAAAUGUCAUGUAAUUGUCAUGUCACUUAAAGUUUAACAAAUCGCUAGUUUUUGUUUUUCUUCCUCUUAUUAUAGUAAUUAUUAACAAUCCGAUUUAUUCGUUAUGAUAAUAUUUUAGGAGCUAUAUUGGUGUAAUGAUUCCACUGAACAUAUUUAAAAACCGGUUGCAAAAUGACUGAAGUCUGCUCAAUGAAUAGCAACAGAGAUGAGAACAAGAGCUUACCGAAGGAUAAUGGAGUUUUGGGUGUAAAAGAGGAACAAGAAAUAACUGUGAAGCAGGAACUAGUCGACUGUUUGGUGUGUCUGAACCGGACGCCAGAGAAUUGCGACUUGAGUACCACGAAUACUGCUUCGGGAACUACUCUCUAUGAUUAUUUAUGUAAAUUUACACUUAACGAUAUCGGGAAAUCAACAAACAGUUCCAAGUUCAUUUGUAAAACGUGCCUCAAUCUAGUUAAUAUAUUAGAACGCGCAGAAAUAGAGUAUUUGAAGUUAAAAGAGGAGUUUCAAUCAAUACUCAGCAAGAACCCAUUAUUUGUAACACAAAAUAUACAAGUAUCUGUGUCACUCGAUCCUGUGAAAAAUGAAAGUUUGGACAUCGACAAAAAUUUCGAUGACGACUCUGAAGACGAACCUUUAUCCCUCACAAAAAAGAAACGUCAUAGGAAACUUGACAAAAGAAAAAAGAAAACAAUCACAGAUAGCAAGCGGAAAGUGCGCAGCAAACUUUGUGAUGAUAGUUGGCAGUGUACGGAAUGCGAAGUGAGUGGGGAGGCGGGAGGCCCAGAGGCCUUGGCCACUCACAUGCUGCUCUUACAUACUCUACCAGGCUCUAUACACAUUGAAAAGGUUAAGAAAGAGGAGUCACCAGAUAGAUCCCAAAGUCCAACUUUCAACAAUUUUGAUGAAAUGUUUAAAGUAGAAGCUGAAGGUUUUGAUGAUGAUGAUGAAAGUUCAAACUAUGUACCUGACGAGCUGAGCAACGGCAAGCAUAGUAAAAGAACCAAAUUACUUGGUCGAGGCAAACGAAAAAAUGGUAGCAGUUCCACUGUAAAGAAAAAGAAAGAUCCAAAGAUUAUUCAUCAAUGUGAUCAGUGCAAUGCUAAAUAUACAUCACUCGUGAGACUGGAGCAACACAAGUUGAAGCACGACGACUCCAAGCCGCCGUACAUCUGUGAAGUGUGCGGAGCGCACUACAAGCACAAGCGAGCCUGCGACAUACACGUCGCUAUGCACAAAGGUAUCAGCGACUGGAAAUGUGAAGAGUGCAAUAAGCUGUUUCCAUCCAAAGGUGCCCUGCAGAGGCACAAUAAUAUCCACACGGGAAAACUCAACUAUCAGUGCGACCUGUGCGGCAAGUCGUUCAUCCACACGUCGUCGUUCAAGAUGCACAAGCUGUCGCACUCCGGCGUGAAGCCGCACUCGUGCGACGUGUGCGGGCUGGCGCUCAUGACGCGCUCGCACCUCAAGCGCCACAAGCGCGUGCACUCGGGCGAGAAGCGCCACGAGUGCGGCGUGUGCGGCAAGCGCUUCUCCGAGCGCUACAACCUGGCGGCGCACGCGCGCGCGCACGCGGGCGAGGGCGCCGCGCUGGCGCUGCAGCCGCGCCGCCGCCUGUUCCGCUGCGCCUUCUGCCCCGAGCGCUUCGAGCGCCGCGUGCAGCUGGAGCGCCACGCCGGCGCCGCGCACGGCCGCGCGCUCGAGCGCCCGCCGCCCACGCCGCGCAACACCAUGAGCAAGCUGCUCAAGGCGCAGGCGCAGCGCCGCGAGCCCGACUGCAAGCCCGAGCGCAGCCCGCCCGCCGCGCCCGCCGCGCCCGUCGCGCCCGCCGGCGCCGCCAGCUCGUGGGCCGGCGUCUACGCCGCCGAGUUCGGCCUGCGCGCCGACUACUCGCACUAGCGGGUGCCCGGGAGGGGAGAGCUAAAUACUUACUGCCUUACCUCGGUUCGACCACAUGUACGUGUAUUGAAGUAAACUUUUAUUCCCACUGAUAUGAGAUGUUUCCUAGGCUCACUAAAUUAUACAAGAACAUGCUCACCAGAUGGUCCCCGAUUAUAAAACGAAUGGCAAAAGUAACGGAUGUUAAUACUUUUAUUUUAUAUUAUUUACAUGAAAUGUAUGCAUUUUUGAAUAACUUAUUCUUGUUUAGAACUAGCCGCGGUUAUAUUUGUAGACAGUAUUAAAUCUAAUGAAACAAAUGAAUAUGAUUGACUGUGAGGUCAAGAAUGUCAUAAAAUUUCAAGAACAAUCAAAAUAUUAAAAUCGGA